UUUCUCUAGCUUUUGGAAGUGGAAAUUUAGGUCACUGGUUUUCACUGUCUCCUCUUUCUAGCCCACACAUGAAGUUAUAAAUUUCCCUCUGAGCACUGCUCUGCUGCAAUCAUGUUUUCAUGUAAUUUUUCAUUACAAAAUAAUGUCGACCCCACAGAAAUGCACAAGAGCAUCUCAGAGGACUUCUGCUGCUCUUGUCAGGCUCUCCAGCCAUUGACCUUCUGCAUCUUCAUCCAUCACCCCUCCCUGUCUCUGAGUGACUAUUUUUCUGCCCUUUGUGAGCCGGUUCACUUUCCUCCCCACAGUGAGGAUUGGCAGGAAGUGGGCAGACAGCCCUGGAACUACUCCUCUGCCUCUGGCUUUGUCCUGACCAGCCUUUUUAACAACAGUCAGAUGCACCUGUUCCUCUUCGGCAUGGUAGUGUUGAUCUACCUCCUCGCCAUGGCCGGCAACACCUCCAUGGUCCUCCUGAUCUGGGCCGAUGCCCGGCUCCACACACCCAUGUACUUCCUUCUCAGCCAGCUGUCCUUCCUGGACAUCUUCUUUACUUCAGUCACUGUCCCCAAGAUGAUAGUGGGCUUCCUCUUUGGUUGGACGAGCAUCUCGUUUGAGGGCUGUGGGGCACAAAUGUUUUUCUUCAUGUUCCUGGGAGCUGCGGAGUGCCUCCUGCUGGCCCUCAUGGCCUAUGACCGCUAUGUGGCCAUUUGCAACCCUCUGCGCUACCCAGUGCUCAUGAACCGCCAGGUCUGUCUGCUCAUGGUUGUGGCCUCCUGGCUUGGAGGGUCCCUCAAUGCCUCUAUCCAGACCUCUAUGACCCUGCAAUUUCCCUACUGCGGCUCACGGAAAAUUGCCCACUUCUUUUGUGAAGUGCCCUCACUGCUGAUGUUGGCCUGUGCAGACACCGAGGCUUACAAGCAGGUGCUCUUCGUGACCGGGGUGGUAGUGCUCCUGGUGCCCAUUACAUUCAUCACCAUCUCCUAUGCCCUCAUCCUGGCAGCUGUGCUCCGAAUGCACUCUAUAGAGGGGCGUCAGAAGGCCCUGGCCACCUGCUCCUCCCACUUAACAGUUGUCAACCUCUUCUAUGGGCCCCUUGUCUACACCUACAUGCUGCCUGCACGCUACCACUCACCUGGCCAGGAUGAUGUAGUGUCUGUCUUCUAUACUGUUCUCACGCCCAUGCUCAACCCUGUCAUCUACAGCCUCAGGAACAAGGAAGUGAUGGGGGCAAUGAAGAAAGUGCUAGCAAAGGGCAGGGUUAGAACCAGGGAACAGGGAGGGCUGCCACUGUGCUGCAGCAUACCAGCGGCCAUUUGCUAGGUCAGUAUCCCACAGGUGCAACAGUGCAAGCCCUGACUUCUCUACUUUCAAACCAGCUCCCUACUAACGCACCUGGGGAGGCCCCUGCCCCCAUGCAGGAGACCCCAUGGAGCUUCAAGCCCUGGCUUUGACCAUGAACCAGUGGA
This is a messenger RNA of Oryctolagus cuniculus (rabbit), 1463 nucleotides long. Its product is annotated as olfactory receptor 2Z1-like. Gene Ontology annotation, cellular component: membrane. The record is from RefSeq and is a predicted model, not a curated record. NCBI's taxonomy places the organism in Eukaryota, Metazoa, Chordata, Mammalia, Lagomorpha, Leporidae. Gene Ontology annotation, biological process: G protein-coupled receptor signaling pathway. Gene Ontology annotation, molecular function: olfactory receptor activity; G protein-coupled receptor activity.